GAUAGGCGUUAGCGGCGAGGGAGAGGCAGUCGCCAUGACUCGCGUCGGCAGGUCCGAUCCAGCGACGGAGCGCCGGUGCAGCUCGUCUCGUCCGCCCCCCGGCCCCACCAGAAUGGUUGAGCCCAGCCCUGCAGCGCUGCACCUCCCGUCCAGCGGGGAUGUCAGCAUGGCGUGCGUCGGUGUCAAAGUGGAACAGGAGGAGGUCGCCGGAGGGGUUGGAGUCAUAACCCACGGCGACCCCCUAAAGAGGUCUCCCUCGCGGGAUUGGUCGGAAAAUCAUCCGCUGGAGGCCCGCCAGCUGACCCCACCGCUCUCACGCUCUCCUUCGGAGGGCUCUCUGGGUAAGGAGCAGCCCCACAGGCAAAGCCCCAUGGGACCGAGGGAGUCCAGGGUGCACGAUAGACCGGAAGCACAAUCCAACUUCAAGGAAGUAAUGCCCACAAUUGAGAAGCUGCUGAAUACCAACUGGAAGGAGAAACUUCUGGAUAAAAGCUCAGUGGAGGCAGGACGACUGAAAGGUACCCCAGAGGCUCUGGCAGAGAAGGAGCUCCAGCUGUUGAUGAUGAUCAACCAGCUGAGCGGUCUGAGGGAGCAGCUCCUGGGAGCCCACUCCGAGCAGAGGAACAUGGCCACCCUGCUGCUGGAGAAGCAGCAGCAGCAGAUGGAGCUGGCUCGGCAGCAGCAGGAACAGAUUGCCAAGCAGCAGCAGCAGCUGAUCCAGCAACAGCACAAGAUCAACCUGCUUCAGCAGCAGAUCCAGCAGGUGAACAUGCCCUACGUGAUGAUCCCAGCUUUCCACCCCAACGCCCAGUCGCUGGCCGUCACCUCUGAACCCCAGAUGACCCUUCCGCUGCAGCCAAUCCCCUGCAAGCCAGCCGUGGACUAUCCCAUGCAGCUGCUGCAGAACUCUCACCCCGCCUCCGGCAAGAGGAGCGGCGGCUCCUUUCGUCAGGAAGCCAGUCAGCCCUUAAACCUGACCUCCAAGCAGAAGGGGCUGGAGCGAGGCAAAACACCCAGUCCGCACGGCAUGGAGCUGGGACCGCUGGCGCUGUACGGGUCCUACAGGCCCCGGGACCUCCAGAGAGAGGUGUCCCGCAGCCCGCAGCGAUCGGCCCUCACUUUCCUCGGAGACGGCGAUGUGGUCACCCAGGCCAUCCACGACGCCCAGCAGCUCCUGAGGGGCCACAGCGCCUCCGGGCGAGAGAAGGACAGGGAGAGAGAGAGGGACGGUGGUGGGAAGAUGGAGUAUAAAGAGUCCCCCCGCAACGAGAGGACCUGGCCCUCCCAACGAGGUGAGGACCACCUGAGCAGUGACUCCCAAGGGAGGUGUGCGCUGCCCGUCUCGGGCCCAGGCAGCUACGUUGAGGUCCGGCCGCCUCCCUCCUCGGGCCACAUCAAGAGGCCCAUGAAUGCCUUCAUGGUUUGGGCCAAGGACGAGCGCAGGAGGAUCCUGCAGGCCUUCCCCGACAUGCACAACUCCUCCAUCAGCAAGAUCCUGGGCUCGCGGUGGAAGGGCAUGUCCAACCAGGAGAAGCAGCCCUACUACGAGGAGCAGGCCAGGCUGAGCCGACAGCACCUGGAGCGCUACCCCGACUACAAGUACAAGCCGCGGCCCAAGCGCACGUGCAUCGUGGAGGGCCGCAGGCUGCGCGUGGGCGAGUACAAGGCCAUGAUGAAGAACCGCCGGCAGGAGCAGAGGGCCACCUACACGCACAGUCAAACAGAACCACAGCAGCUGCACUACCCGCACGCCAACGACCAGUACCCGGGCGGCGCCGGCGCGGUCUCCGUGGCGACCGUGCCCUUUCACCCGGCGCUGCUGGAGCACUACCUGCCGCAGGUCCCCCCUGCACUGCGUCGGGUGGAGGGCCAAGCCACGCCCACUUCCCUGCCCCGGGAGAGGGAGCGCGAGAGGGAGCGCGAGAGGGAGCGCGAGAGGGAGCGCCCCCCGUACAGCGAAGGAGAGGAGAGCGACAGGGGAGAGAGGAGCGAGGGGGAGCUGGUGCUCCUGACGGACUGAAGGGGGGGGGGGAAGAAUGGAAGGGAGGGGUGAGAGGGAAAUGGUGCCCCUUAAUUGAUUGACAGUCAGAUGAAAAAGAUGGAGGAUGGAUGGAUGGAGGGCGGGCAGGUGGGGGUCCGGCGAUCAGAGUUCAGAGGUGCACGUAGUCACUUGUACAUUAGUCGUUUUCAGUGAAACGCUGCCCUUCACACACACACACACACACACACACACACACACACACACACAGAUAGAUCCCUUAUCUCACUCGUUUCCCUUCAGACAUUUCACCAGCGACUUUGCGUAGAAUACAAAACGUUUUAUGGUUCAAUCCCUCAUGAUUGGAGUUCUGCCCCCCACGUCUUGGCACCACGUCGUGGUGUCGGGGAGGCGCCGUUUAAACCUGUUGGACCAGCUGGAGCAGCGGGUCAUCGGCGUGCCGGCACUGCUCCCUGCUGGCAAUGAAAACACCCGGAGGAUGAGGCUUCCGCGCAGCUUUCUUUAACACGAGGUUUCAUGGAAGUUGUCGCGUUGCUGCACAUUUCAGCAAUUCAGUGUUGCAUUUUUUUCAUUAUUAAAAAAAAAUGGUAAAACUGAAGCCAGACUUUUAUACCGCGGUACGGUUAAAGCUCCACAAACACUGGAUGCUAAACUUCCCAUAAUGCAACUUUACACUGUGCUACAUUUCACCCUCCAUUGCUUGUGUUUUUUAUAUGCCCACUUCUCACCCCUGUUUUUCUGGCUCAGAUCUAUAUUAUAAAAAAGUUUGUAAUCUCUAGCAUCAAGUGAGAUAAUCCCCUGAUGACCUCAUUGGGGUCACUUUUCAGACUUUGAGAGCGAUCCAGACAGAGAGACAGAAGACAUUAAACAGAUGUUUUCAGCUAGUUCUCCUUAUGACAGUUGAAUUUGCCUUAUUUCAUUGUUCCUCCAACGAAAUCAUUUUUACGAAGAUGUUCACACUGAAUCAACGAUCUCCCACAUCCGCUGUUCUGUUGAGCCGUGCUGUAUAUGCUGUAUUUUUGUGUCUCAUCAGUUUCUUCUGCACAACUCGUGGGUUCACCUCAAACACACCCCAAUUCUUUAUUUUUUAUUUUUUAUACCUCCAUGUUUGCUACUUUGUGUGUUAAUUGAUUUUUUAAAUUCAUUUUACUAGCGUGCCAGACCUUGUUUCGAGAUGUUGACAUUCUAAUGUUUCUCUCAAAUUUCCUGAAGCUGCACUGGAAUUAUUUUCAUAUUUGAAAGGUGAUUUUUACUCAUCUUUUAUUUUCCCGUUCCUCAUCCAUCGAGACAAAACGAUCCCAAAUUCCAUGUGACAAUGGCUGCUACAGAGAUAUGGAGAAGGUCAACCAACGGUUAUGAGCUGCUGACCGCGCUGCCCAUAAAACAACGGUUUUGGCUUGAAAGAACCACUGGAGAAACCAAAACCAUCCACGAGUUGAAAAUGCUCGGUCACGUGACUCACCGGGCUUCCAAUUAGUGCCCGGAAUUGGAAAUCCGUAAAGCAGAUCGACCACGACUCUUCUAAUGUUCCUAUAGAACACGGACAUGUGUAUGUAGACAUCGCUGUUUGGUAGUUUUAAGUGACUUCUACGUCGCAAAGUUCCCCCGACUUCCCUCUCCCACAUCCAAUCAAUCACAAUCAAUCAACAGGGACACAAAAUACAACAGAACCCUUCUCCGUGUUCUCGUUCAUUGGUAAGCUGUUUCGGAGAUGCAUUCUUUAAUCUUUAAAGUUCAUAUUCCAACUCCAUCGCCGACAUCCACAACCGUGACACAAAAUGUCAACUCAACCAACAGCGGAUGAUAUUCAAAGCAAUCAGUUUGGAAGCCUUUCUCCCGUCAAUGGCACAGCGUUUAAUGUGAUGGCCGUAAGAAAACAAAGGCUGUCCUUGCCUCCCCGUUACGUGUUGCCAACCUCAUCCAGUUUGGAUAAUUAGCUCAAUCUAUUCUCUAAACCGACUAAUGACAUCCUCCAUCGUGCUGCAACGCUCGUGUCAUUCAGGUUUGGCGAUAAGAGCGUUAGCACUUAGCAUACGCUACGCGCAGUAGCUUAUGCUAAUAUAUUACCAUUGGCUUUUUUGGAGGCCGUGGCCAGCACUUCUGAUGCUCACAGACAGUUUUGGAGUCACUCGAUAACCACGUCGACCAAUUUGACCGUUUAGCAAAAGCUCAGCGCUCCCGAGUGACAAUAGGAACGAUGCACCUGCAGCUCAAUGGGGACAAAAUCCAAACGGCUGUUAAAAAGACCCAUUUCAGACAUAGCGGCUCGGGCCUUGUCCCAAACAACCGGGUCAGGACCGCGUGGAGAUGACGGCUUUUCGUGCACUGAGGUGAAUAUCAGAGGAAAAUGUUUCUUAUUUUAGCGGAGACGUGGUGAGGAGUCACCUGUCGAUGCCCCUGCUGAUGUAAAUAUAGAAAGAGACUUUAUUUUGUUUAUAAGAGCCUGUGUAAUUUAAAGGUGUGUGUUUCUCUAUGUUUUCAGAGUUUUGUGUUGGUUUUUUUCUUGAAAAUAAAUAAAUUGGUUGUGUUAAUUGU
Molecule: messenger RNA, 4534 nt
Organism: Gasterosteus aculeatus aculeatus (three-spined stickleback)
Lineage: Eukaryota; Metazoa; Chordata; Actinopteri; Perciformes; Gasterosteidae
Source: RefSeq, a predicted model, not a curated record